Messenger RNA from Hyaena hyaena (striped hyena), 2212 nucleotides. RefSeq names its product complexin 1 (gene CPLX1). Gene Ontology annotation, biological process: regulation of neurotransmitter secretion; synaptic vesicle exocytosis; neurotransmitter transport. Gene Ontology annotation, cellular component: terminal bouton; SNARE complex. The record is from RefSeq and is a predicted model, not a curated record. Bases 100 to 594 code for a protein of 164 amino acids. Gene Ontology annotation, molecular function: syntaxin binding. The transcript has 3 exons. Lineage: Eukaryota; Metazoa; Chordata; Mammalia; Carnivora; Hyaenidae.
CUGCAGGAAACGGCGUCUCUCCCGGGUCAGUGCUACACGGACACAUGCAGUAUCACAGGAGUGCGGCAGUACCAGGACGUGAACGCAGAGGUUCAGAACAUGGAGUCACCGGAUGUGGACAGCAGGGGGCAGCACGGAGCUGGGCCUCAAAGCCAGUGUGGGAUGGGGUCCUCCUGGAGAAGGGGCGUGGUGUUAGUGGCCCCCUCACAGACUUACGUGAGGGCCACAAAGGACAUGGGGAAGAUGCUCGGGGGCGACGAGGAGAAGGACCCCGAUGCGGCCAAGAAGGAGGAGGAGCGCCAGGAAGCCCUGAGGCAGGAGGAGGAGGAGCGCAAGGCCAAGUACGCCAAGAUGGAGGCGGAGCGCGAGGCCCUGCGGCAGGGCAUCCGAGACAAGUACGGCAUUAAGAAGAAGGAAGAGCGCGAGGCCGAGGCCCAGGCCGCCCUGGAGGCCAAUUCGGAGGGCAGUCUGACGCGGCCGAAGAAAGCCAUCCCGCCAGGCUGUGGGGACGAGCCGGAGGAGGAGGACGAGAGCAUCCUGGACACGGUCAUCAAGUACCUGCCCGGGCCGCUGCAGGACAUGUUCAAGAAGUAACGCCCCGGCGCUGGACACAGCCCGCCCGAGCCCGGACCCCACCCCUGCCGCCCCCUCGCCACCUACGCCCUGUACUCGCCCUCCGUGGAGGCCCCUGAAGGGAUGCCGGGAGCAGAGUGCAGCCCCCGAACGCCGAUAUAAGCCAUAGCCUAGACCUAGCCGCCCCACGCGCCCCUCAUGCCUGGGGAGCCUGCGCUCACCGCUCACCACCAGCCCCUCCCCUCACUGCCAUCGCCGCCGCCACCAGGGGAGGGGUGCCCCCCCUGGACCGGCCCACAUGCUCCUCUGGGUUGAACCCCCCCCCAGAGCCUGGGACGGCCCUACUGCUCCCGCCCGUCACACCCACCCAGCAGCGCCCAAGGCCACGCCACCGAAAGGGCCAGCGCAGCAUCUCGACCCCCUGUCGGUGCGCCGCCCUGCGUUCUUGGGCGCUUGCCCCGUCCCAAACUCAGGAGCACAGCCAUAGUGGGGGGAAGGCGGGCGUGCGGGCGGGGGCGGGAGCCUCCCCUCGCCCCCGCAGCGACAGCUGGGCUGCAGCGGCUCCGAAUCUUCCUGUCUGAAGGCUGCCCACCUCCACCUGCACCCCUCACAUCGUCCAUCCGUCUCUUCCUGCCCUCCGUGCCCUCCCCCCCCCCCCCCCCCGCCCGCUCCUCUGGAAGGCUUUGCUCCGGAGCAGUGCCAGGACCUGGGUCUCUUCCAAACUGAGCGGAACCAAGCAGCAGGCCUCGGGGGAAAUUUAGGACACCGCCCCCACCGCAGGCCCAGUGUGGAACAGCGCAGCCCCUCGCGCACCCUGUGGCUCACCGCCCCCCUGAGGCCCAGCCCUCGCCCCUCCCUGGGUGGCACCUCGGGUCUUCUUAGCAGAGGCUGCUCUGGGGUGGGGGUCUCCUGCCCGCACCUUCUGUGCGCCCGCACCUUCCACGAGAGCAUGGGGGAGACUUGGGGCCCUGGAUGGGUGCCGCGCCUGGGGACAGAAGGUCCCUCCGGGCCCUCCUCUGUCCCUCGAGCUGGGGACCCGCCAGGCAGCCUUGCGCUCAGCCUGGCGGAGUCUGAGGAGCGCCACCGCGGGCCUUCCCGACCCUUCCGUCUCUUUCAUCCUUGUUUUCCUUUGCAUCACGAUAUGUUGAAUCUCAGGUAAAUGAGGUCUUACGUGUUUGGGGAGUUCUAUCGGGGCAGAAAGCCCGUCGCCUUGGUGUCCGGGGGCCCCUUUCUGUCCGUACCGCACAUUCAUCGAGUCCACGUGUUGCGGGCCAGGGGCGCGGCCCCACGUAGCUCUUUAGAGAAGCCAUAACAAUAGACUGCAAUACUCACCGCGGACGCCCCUGCCCGGCCCGCGGGCCCUGCGCGUCCUGCGCCCUCCACUCCUUUCGGUCCCAUGUCUUUUUUAAAUGCCUGUUUUCACACGUCAAAAAGCCAGCUCUGAGCAGACAGGGCGUUGUCGCGUAGAAACCCCGCACCCCGUUCCCAGCGCAUGGGGCGCCCGGAGCCGCGAGCUUAGCGUAGGCCGUGGAUGUCGUCCGUCCUGUCCUUGCGCCCACGCCUCCUCCUGCAUGUCGGGGGCCGUCGCGUGUGUUCUCUCUGGAUGGAAUCACAGCCAAUAAACACCAUAGUGAGUUCA